GAAUCGUCAACAACGGAUAUGGUGGGUGUCAUCGCGACAACACUGUGCAGCAUGUGUCUGUCGCGCACGUGUAGUGGUGGACGGCGCUUGCUGUUGCCAACUCGGAGGAGCACAGCAGCUGUUGCGGCAGCUUUUACAGCAACAGCAGUCACGGCAGCAACGCCGAUCGCAGCGCUGCACCAGACUCUUCGCACCUACACCAAGAGGGCCAACAAGGAGAAAGGAUUUGUGGAUCUGAGGCGCGUCUUCGUGCGUGGUGGCAAAGGCGGGCUUGGGUGUUUUUCGUAUGAGAACCUGGGCUACAAACGAAAAAGGCGACCUGACGGUGCAGACGGAGGGCGUGGUGGAAGCGUGAAUCUGACAGUGGAUGAAACCGUGGGAUCACUGGAGCACAUCCCAGCUACCAUAUCUGGAAUCACUGGUGGCCAGGGCUCCAGCAACAACAAGCUCGGCGCAAACGCAAAACCCAGAACCAUCAAGGUUCCAGCUGGGACCAUUGUCUACGACGAGGACGGCAAGGUGGUGGCCGAUCUUGAGCGACCGGGCGAGUCAUUUUGUGCAGCUGUCGGAGGGAAGGGCGGCCGCGGCAAUUCUGGUGGCUUGAAGCACACGCGCUGCGUCUCCUUUGAUGACGAGGCGAAACAAGGCACCCCGGGCGAGGAGAAAAGGUUUGUGCUGGAGCUCAAGACGUUGGCUGAUGUUGGGCUUGUGGGCAUGCCCAAUGCGGGCAAGUCCACGUUUCUCAACGCCGUAUCCAAUGCACAUCCCCGGGUUGCGCCGUAUCCGUUUACGACGCUGAACCCGCACCUGGGGGUGGUUGACUUUUCAGACUACUGGCGCAUGCGCGUUGCCGACAUCCCUGGUAUUCUGCCUGGUGCUCACGAGAACAAGGGGCUUGGCCACAACUUUCUUCGGCACAUUGAGCGCAAUGCCGUUCUCCUCUACAUCAUCGACAUCAGUGAAAGCCUUGGGUCGCCGCCUGCUGUGGAAGCGUUUGAAACCUUGCGCGAGGAGCUUCGACUGUAUAAGGCAGAGCUAGCUGAGCGCCCAUUCCUGAUUGCGGCAAAUAAGGUGGACUGCGAGGGCGCGCAGAGCAACCUGGAGCGGCUUCGAAAGCACAUUGGCGCAGACAAAGCGCAGGAGCUCAUCGUUCCCAUGGCCGCGUCCACGGGCGAAGGCGUCGUUGACGUCACCACCCGCUUGCGGGUCAUGGUGGAACAGCUCCAAAAACAACGCAGGCACCGCAUGCAGCAGCCAGGACAGCCCGCAAGCAACACCACAACACCACAGCAGCAGCAACAGAAGCAACAGCAACAGCAACAGCAACAGCAACAACAAAUAAUGCAUGAUGAGGACAAAGAGGAAGAGGAUGCAGACGACGCUGCGUUUCACGCCCAGCUGUUUGCGCCAUCCAAUAAAAGACAAAAAUGAC
Messenger RNA from Salpingoeca rosetta, 1432 nucleotides. RefSeq lists its product as uncharacterized. The coding region runs from base 19 to 1431 and encodes 470 amino acids. The record is from RefSeq and is a predicted model, not a curated record. The transcript has 9 exons. Gene Ontology annotation, molecular function: GTP binding; GTPase activity; magnesium ion binding. NCBI's taxonomy places the organism in Eukaryota, Choanoflagellata, Craspedida, Salpingoecidae. Gene Ontology annotation, cellular component: mitochondrion.